Messenger RNA from Diplodia corticola, 2154 nucleotides. RefSeq names its product hsp88-like protein. Lineage: Eukaryota; Fungi; Ascomycota; Dothideomycetes; Botryosphaeriales; Botryosphaeriaceae. The coding region runs from base 1 to 2154 and encodes 717 amino acids. The transcript has 5 exons. The record is from RefSeq and is a predicted model, not a curated record. Gene Ontology annotation, molecular function: ATP-dependent protein folding chaperone; ATP binding. Gene Ontology annotation, cellular component: cytosol; nucleus. Gene Ontology annotation, biological process: protein folding.
AUGUCUGUCGUCGGUAUUGAUCUGGGGACGGCCAACACGGUUAUUGCCGUCGCGCGCAACCGUGGAGUCGACGUCGUCACCAACGAAGUCUCCAACCGCUCGACGCCGACCCUCGUCGGCUUCGGCCCCAAGAGCAGAUACCUCGGCGAGGCCGCCAAGACGCAGGAGAUCUCCAACCUCAAGAACACUGUUGGCUGCCUGCCGCGUCUCGCUGGCCGUAGCCUGAAGGAUCCCGAUGUCGUUAUCGAGCAGGAGUUCAUCUCCGCCCCGCUUGUCGACAUCAAUGGCCAGGUCGGCGCCGAGGUCACCUACCUGGGCAAGAAGGAGCAGUUCACUGCCACCCAGAUGAUUGCCAUGUACCUCACCAAGAUCAAGCAGACCGCUUCUGCCGAGCUCAAGCUGCCCGUUUCCGACGUUGUCAUCAGCUGUCCUGCCUGGUUCACUGAUGCCCAGCGCCGUAACAUCAUCGACGCCGCCGACAUCGCCGGCCUCAAGACCCUCCGUCUCAUGAACGACACCACUGCCACCGCUCUGGGCUACGGUAUCACCAAGCUGGACCUGCCCGCCCCCGAGGAGAAGCCGAGGCGCGUCGUCUUUGUCGACAUCGGCCACAGCAACUACACUUGCUCCGUCGUCGAGUUCAAGAAGGGCGAGCUGGCCGUCAAGUCGACCGCUUACGACCGCCACUUUGGUGGUCGCAACUUCGACAAGGCCGUUGUCGACCACUUCGUCACCGAGUUCAAGGAGAAGUUCAAGAUCGACAUCAACGAGAACCCCAAGGCCAGGGUCCGUCUGACCGCUGCCUGCGAGAAGCUCAAGAAGGUUCUGUCCGCCAACGCCGGUGCCCCCAUCAGCGUCGAGUCCAUCAUGAACGACGUCGAUGUCCGCGGUUUCCUCAAGCGUGAGGAGCUGGAGGAGCUCAUGAAGCCGCUCCUUGAGCGCGCCACCAAGCCGCUCGAGCAGGCUCUCGCCGAGGCCAAGCUCAAGCCCGAAGACAUUGACUCGAUUGAGCUCGUCGGUGGCUGCACCCGUGUCCCUGCCCUCAAGGCCGCGAUCCAAGACUUCUUCGGCAAGCAGCUCAACUUCACUCAGAACGCCGACGAGGCCAUUGCUCGCGGUUGCGCCUUCAGCUGCGCCAUCCUUUCUCCCGUCUUCCGUGUCCGCGACUUCUCCGUCCACGACAUCGUCAACUACCCCAUUGAGUUCACCUGGGAGAAGUCGCCCGACAUCCCCGAUGAGGACACCAACCUGACUGUCUUCAACAGGGGCAACACCAUGCCCUCUACCAAGAUCCUCACCUUCUACAGGAAGCAGCCCUUCGACCUGGAGGCCAGAUACGCCAAGCCUGACGGCCUUCCCGGCAAGACCAACCCGUGGAUUGGUCGCUUCUCUGUCAAGGGUGUCAAGGCGGAUGCCAAGGAUGACUUUAUGAUUUGCAAGCUGAAGGCUCGCCUGAACCUUCACGGUAUCCUUAACCUGGAGCAGGGCUACUACGUCGAGGAUAAGGAGGUGGAGGAGCCCAUUCCUGAGGAGAAGAAGGAGGGUGAUGCCAUGGACGUUGACGCCAACGGCAGCGCGGACAAGCCCAAGACUCGCAAGGUCAAGAAGCAGGUCCGCAUGGGCGACCUUCCUCUCUCUUCCGGUACCGCAUCGCUGGACCAGGCCUCCAAGGAGACGGCCGCUGAGCGCGAGGCCGCCAUGAUCAUGGAGGACAAGCUCGUCGCCGACACGGAGCACAUGAAGAACGAGCUCGAGGGCUUCAUCUACGAGCUCCGUGGCAAGCUCGACGACGUGUACGCCGAGUUCGUCAGCGACGAGGAGAAGGAGAAGAUCAAGGCCAAGCUCGAGGCUUCUGAGGACUGGCUCUACGAGGAUGGCGAGGACACCACCAAGGCUGUCUACGUCUCCAAGAUUGAGGAGAUUCGCGCCCUUGCCGGCCCUGUCAUCCAGCGCUACAACGACAAGCUUAUGGCCGAGCUUGAGGCCAAGCGGAAGGUCGAGGAAGAGGCGGCUGCGGCCAAGCGCGCUGAGAUUGAGGCCCGUCAGAAGGCCGAGGCGGAAAAGAAGCAGGCUGCGGAGGCCCCCAAGGCUGAGUCCAAAGACGCUGAGAUGACUGACGCGGACAAGCCGGCCGAGACGGAGGAGGCGAAAUAG